AUGGUCGGUGGUGAUGCACCUGCUUUGCCGUCUAGCAGGGUUGCUGAGUCAGAUGCAGAGGAAGCUUUCGAACCCAGGAGUAAGCUUCGACGAGGGGUCUUCAGCAACUUCGACAUUUCUGCUUAUGCCAUUGCAAUCCACCCCUCCUCGACCCAGCUUGCCUGCUACUCCGAAGGCACCCACUUGGUAUCGCUUUCGCUGGCAACGCCGAGACCAGUUCAGCCCUCAACAACAGCUUUGCGAGCACCUUCAGAGUUACACCCGCCUGCUUUUCGCGAGCCAAUCGCCGGCUUGGUCACCAGCAAGGAUAACCAUCAGGCGUGCGAUGAACGCAACAAGGUACUUUUUGACCAGCUUUGUGCAUCGCAUGGCGCCUACAGCGAGGUGCUGCAACAGCUUUCAGGGAGUCGCGAGGGAGCAGUGAUCAAGUCUCGGCUUCUCAGCAAGGUGAGUGACACCACGGCGGCCCGCUACCUUCGUUCAGUCCAGCUUUUCUUUUGUGCCUUUGAAGAGCUGGGUGGCAACAUGGAGUCUAUCGACCAAGGUCUAUUCCUUGAUGCUUUCUUCGCUUUAUCUCGAGGCUCCGAAACAGGCCCACUUUCCAACAGCAUCAAUGUGCUCAAGGCGCUGCGCUGGUACAAGAAGCUUCUUUCACUUGCAUGCCUCCCAGACCUGUACGGCACCGCUUUCAGUCUCCUCUCCAAUCCGUCUGGCCAGGAGAAACGAGAGAGCAUACCACUGCCGCUUUCUUUUGUGGCCUUCCUUGAGCGCACCCUGCUUUCAGGCACAGCCAGCUUGAUGGACACCAUCUGGGCGGGGUCGUUCUUGGUGGCAAUCGGUGCUAGCCUCCGCUUCGCGGACGCCCAGCAUGUCCGCUGGAGCUCACUUUGUGUGAGCCAUUUCACUUUACGAGGAAUAUGCUACAGGACCAAGACCACCAAAGGCGGAUGCCCCUUUGGUCUCCUCAGCUUUGGCCCCUUUUCGUCAUCUGAGGAAUGGGGGCUGACUUGGCUCCCCCGCUGGUUGGGAGCAUUAGACAGGGUUUGGUCCGACCUCCGCUCUCGCUUUGGGGCCCAGCCUGAGCCAGAUUGCAUGUUUUUCCUCUUAAGUGAUGCAGGCUUUGCUCCGGCCACUUAUUCACAGGCCCUUCAGAAGUUGCGCUACUGGCUGACGCUUUCAGGGAUAGAGCCGCAUCAAGCUUCUCAAUAUACGCUUCACAGUUUGAAGACGACCUUCCUUUCGUGGAUGUCUCAGCUUUCUAUCCCACUGGCGUCCCGCUUUCUCCAGGGACAUCAUAAAACCCCUGGCUCUGCCCAGCUGUACUCCCGGGACGACGUAUGGCCAGCCCUAAGAGCGCAGCUUCUUUUGUGGCGGUCGAUCCACUCCGGCUUCCGUCCUGCCAGGCCGCAACACCGAGGGGGACAAUCACCGCUUGCCGAGCCCCCCUUCGAGACGGCGGGGUUCCAAUGGGACGCCUUCAUCCCGGAACUUACAUGUUUCUCGCUUGGCAGUGACUUCCAAUCAUUCCUGGCCCUGGAACAACAGGUCGACCACUUCGAGGACUCAGAUGCCGAUGAUGCAGGCCCGGCUCGCCCUUCAGCGAUGGUCGCAUCCACUUUGGAGGAGCAGCCGCUUGAAGCUCCAUCUUUUCAAACUUCCCGCACAAACUGCAGGGAGGUGCGGAUGCCCAAUGCCAGGUUCGAUGUCACCCCGCUUGUGGAUGCAUCUCAGACUUUUCCGCUUUUGUGCAUUUUCCGCCUGAAUCUCGCUUAUGUAAGCGAUCAGCUUAUGAAACAUAAUCCCGCUUUACUUCCAGCGUGGGUCAUGGCCAAGUUGUCCCCCGACUACGUGUUCAGCCUCCUCAAAAGCAUGAACGAGGCUGAGAGGGCCCACUUUUUGAAGCGAAUGGAAGGAGACCCGCUUCUUCCUUCCACAACGCCGGCACCCGCUUUGGCAGCAGCACCUUGGGAGCAACCUGCUUCGAGCACCGUGAUCGACCCCAUCGGGGACUCCAUCGCUGCCGAAGAUUACGGACCACCGGCCGCUUCAAAGUCUUCUCCCUCGCCUCCUGCACCCACUUUGGAGGCACCAGCGGAGCCGGAGCCUAAGGCAGCCAGCGGUGGCCAGAGCGCCCCCACGGAAGCCACUUCAGCUGCUCAGGGCGACGGGGCCAAAGCCGAUGCCACGGGGGCCCCGCCACCGCCGCUUGUGGAGGAGGGCACCACGGGCGGAAGCUCGGGCAACACAGGGCAACAGCCGCCCACUUCAACGCCACAGCGCGAGAUUGCCCCGCUUCUCGCUAGUGACGCCCCAGCCUCCCGCUUGGGGCACACUAUCUAUGACAGCGAAGGCCGGGCCACUUUGCAGCUGGUUCAAUUGUGGGCAUGCCGCCGCCAGUGUUCCCAAUGCGCUCAGGGACACUGUCAGGCGACAUUCAGCGACAGAUCCAACAGCUUCCACGUGAACCACUUAUGCAGAGACUGCAAACGCGCUCGUGGGCGUGAGCGCCAGGAGGCCACUUCACAGUGGAACCAUGGCCAAGACGAGUGGGGCCAGAGCCAGACCGCUUGGGAGGAGUCGCCCGCUUGGAGCUCCUGGAACUGGUCUGGCCCCUUCGACAUGUCCGACUUCUCGCAGUUCGUGUCGGACUGCAACGUACCUCCCGCGGUGGCCUCUCUGCUUUCGGAGUUCGACACCGCUUUGUACGCACGUGCUUGCACAACUCCUUCCGAGCUAGAGGAACUGAUCACCCACUUCAUGACUGAAGCCGCGGUGACAGAAGCAGCGGAACGCUUUAUCACGAAAGCAUCGCUACGCCUGCUUUUCUCCAAAUGCAGGCAGUCGGAAGGCAUGGCAUCCUUGGAAGCCACGCCCAGCUCUUCUCUCCCGCUUGGAGAAGCGCCUUCAACAGCUGUGCCAACCGCUCCGGCAGCAGUUCCGCUUUCUAGCUCAUGGCAGGAGGCUUGGCCGGCAAAACUCAGCGGCGAACGCACUGCAGCGCUUAGGAGAAGGUUCGAGGAGGAUUACCCCACUGAACUCCUCGACGCCGAGAGCUUUCCGAGCGCCCGCUUGUUGGCCCUCACCAAUAAGAUGCUUUCAGAAAAGGAAGUGCGAUGGAUUCCCUGGAAGUACCGCUUAAGUGCAAGGGCGCAAGAAGACAGCCUGCUUAUCAGGCCCAAGAAACAGGCCCGCUUUGACAUCGCGGAGUUCUUCUUCGACGAGGCCCCAACCAGGGAUAUACAUGAAGGCCCCGCUUCAUUCAGCUUCGUGACACAGCUUCUCUCACUUGCUGCGAAUGCGAUCGCUUUAUGCCAGGGGGCCCACCUAGGCUCCCUGAAACUCUACAACAAAAAGUUCACCCGCAUUUGCUUCACCAAAUACGAGGCCUCCGCCAACCUACGGGGCCCCACUACGAUGGAAGCCCAGGCAGCUGAUCGCCGAUGUUGGGAAAUCAUCGCCGACUUAGUCAAUGUGCAUCAUUGGAAGCUAGAUGACGCGCUUCACGAAGUGGCGGAGGUGCGCUCUGAUUUGCACAGCUUACUUGCGCCCAGGCCCUUCGUGCCCAAACCCAAGCACGACCCGGACAACAGCUGGAAGACCGGUGCCAAAGGCAACGGUCGUGGAGGCAAAGGCGGGGGCCGGGGCAGCAAGGGCCGCGAUGGCAAAGGCGAAAAGGGAGAGCGCUUCGAGAGAGGCGGCGGCAAAGGUGGCAAAGGUAAGGACAACAAGCAGGCGACGCCUCCCGGAAAAUGGCUUUCAACCAUCUUCAUGGAUGGCAAGCGCCAGACUCUUUGCAUGCGCUACCAGAGCGGUCAGUGCAAGGACCCAGCCACGUGCCGCUAUGUGCACAGAUGCGCAGUGCCCAAGAGUGAAACCCACUUCAGCGACCAGCGGGACAUCGCUGAGGAGGUCACAGUUGUCCCGCUUUCAGUGCCUGCUCAGCCUUCAGGUUCAGCAGGGGCAACAUCGGCACUGCCCAAGGCUGGUGCCCCAGUAUCCAGUGCAUCUUUGGCGAUCAGUGAAGGCUCCCUCGACUUCGCUACCUGCUUGGAGCUUUUAGCGCAGUACUUUUCCAUUCCCUUCAUUGAUGCCGCAGGCCCCACCGACAAUGCCAUUGACGCUUCCGGAGCAUAUUUCAACCUGGGAGCUUUCUCCUUUGAUAACGGCACCAGGUCGGGGAUAUUUCAGCGCACUGAACAAUUUUCCGAUGUACUUCGUUUCUUGAACGCUUUCAUGCAGCUUCAGUUCCCGGGUGCCUCUUGGAGCUCCUUGUGCGUGAGCCACAACGUUCGUACUCGCUUACACACGGAUGCUGGCAACGCUUCAGGAACACUCAAUCACACAGUUUCACUCGGCAAUUUCAGCGGAGGUGAGAUCUGGAUUAGCCCAGCUUUGGAUCCCUCUGCGGCCAACAUCCCGGCCCCACUGGAGGCCUCAUCCGAGGCCCACAGAGCAGAAGAUGCAAGCAAAGGUGAAUUGCGCGACACCUGGCAUUCACCGCUUUCCUUCAGCUGUGAAUCCCUCCAUUGUACGAUGCCAAUCCAAGGAGACAGGUGGGUAUUGACUGCCUACACUUGCAGGAACCUACACAGCUUCGACAUGAAGUCGCUUGCACAUUUAAAGUCACUGGGAUUCCCAUUGCCUCCAGUUCCUACAGCAUUUCCUCAGGCUUUACCCUCUGCACCGAAGGACAAUACGCACGUCGAGAUCUUCCUAGAUAUCUGCUGUGGUGCCUCUCACCCACUUACCACAGCGAUCUCAUCAUGUGGCAUCAUAUGUUUGCCCAUUGACCUGCUUGGUGAGGAGCAGCUGGAUCUCUUGCACGACGACACGUGCGAUCACCUCCUUCGGUUAUGCUUCUCAGGCAUUGUACGUUUUGCUCAUGGAUCCCCGCCAUGCAAAGAAUACUCCCGCUUGAAGCUACGCCCCGGGGGACCUGCUGCUAUCCGAUCCCCAGAACAUCUCAACGGUUUGCCAGGCAAUACAGCUUCACAGCAGGAACGCGUGCUAAGCAGCCAGAAGCUUCUGUAUCGCUGUGUAUGCCUGCUUCGAGCCGCUUUCAACUCAGGUGCACAUGACAUGCUUGCUGAGAUACAGGCUUCACUGGUCAACAUCCCGGCGUGCUCAGUUGGUACAUGCUCUCAUUCGGAGGGUCAUCCUUCUGUGGCCGGCGUCCGGGACGAGCUUGGCGGCCAAACUUUUCUCAUCAUGCCGGAUGGAGGUGGCAUCUACUCCCUGCCGGACUGGUCAAUGGGAUACCACUUCGCCUUCAGCAACAUGUCGCAGCUGGCAGUAACAGCCCACUUUUCUCGGAAGAGGAAACAUCGUAUUCACACAUACUUGGACGACAAGCUGCGCUUUACUGGGACACCGCCGGGCACUAGCAUUUCUGAAGGGUCCACUUUGCUUUCUGCUCGGCACAAAACUCUACAUAGCAAGAAGGACCUCGCUUUAGUCCCGGUAAGCACAAAGCGCAUGUGGCUUCGUGUUACAGACCCCACUUCUUCGAAGCGACGCCUUUCGGAGGCCAGCCGAGAAACACUUUCCUUCUUUGCCCAUUUGAGCUCCAGGGAAUGGCGCCCUCGACCGCUUAGACCACCACCUACCAGCUCGGUGGAGUCAGCAGCUGACGCUUUUGGCAAAGGCAACAACUGUGGCGUUGGCGGUUGGCUACUUCUCCCAUGUGGAAGACUGCUUUGGUUUUCUCACCGAUACACUGUCCAGGACUUCCUAGAGCUUGGCCUGCCAAUGCAACCCGAUGCCAACCUGGACAUCUCCAGCUACGAGACGCUUGCACAGUGCUACGUGCUUCUUGCUUUCUGGAAAGCCCAUGGUUCAGGUCGCUUGGCUCUGACAUUACCAGCUUUGAGCGAUAAUAGUGGUGCUGAGUCGGUGUGUAACAAGCUUUACACUUCUAAAGUACCACUUAAUCUUUUCGUUCGCAAGCUUUCAAUGUGGAGCUCUAUAACCGGUGUCACUUUGGACUGCAGCCAUAUCGCUGGCGAAAAGAACGAUGACGCAGAUCUUCUUUCUCGGUGGGACGGCUCCGCAGAACUCCCGGCCAAGUUUCUGCCUUCCAACCGCAUCGAGCUGUACCUGUCUGAGUUCUGGCAGAUCCGCUUUCAAGUGAAGCUUUUUCCCUCCGACACAUUUUUAAAGUGGCAGCUUCCUUCGGCCACCAGGUUGGGCCCGACAAACCGCGGCUCAACGAAGCGCAAAUAG
This is a messenger RNA of Symbiodinium sp. CCMP2592, 6222 nucleotides long. NCBI's taxonomy places the organism in Eukaryota, Dinophyceae, Suessiales, Symbiodiniaceae. The record is from the annotation of a GenBank genome assembly.